AUGAGUAAAGAGGAGUUGGAGAAAAAACAUAAUAUUGAACUGGUGCUACUGGAAAUCCCUGUGACUUAUGAGAACGUAGAUGAAUUUGUGCCGGCUCUAUGGGAAACCCACACACCUAAGCUCAUGAUCCAUGUAGGUGUAUCUGGUGAAGCUGCCUGCAUGACAUUAGAGACCCAAGCUCAUAGAAAGGGCUAUCAGCGUAUGGAUUAUUUUGACAAGUGUCCAGCUAACCAUGUUUGCACAGCUGAAGGAGCAAUAAGAUUGCAUACUAAGCUUAAUGUAGAGCGUAUUUGCAAAGAAUUCAAUGACGGAAAUCCUCCAGAGAAUACCAGUGCUGUGUCAUCUAAAGAUGCAGGACGUUAUCUCUGUGAGUACAUAUACUACACAUCACUUAGUGUAGACAAUAGUCGGACCCUGUUUGUUCACGUUCCUGAUAUAGCAAAGUAUCCCUCUGAAACCACUGCCAAAGCUUUAGAGAAGAUUUUAGAACUAUGUUUGGAGCAAAUCAUUGAAAUCGACACGUCCAAAGAAGUUACAGAGAAAAACGAGGGA
Molecule: messenger RNA, 552 nt
Organism: Iphiclides podalirius (scarce swallowtail)
Lineage: Eukaryota; Metazoa; Arthropoda; Insecta; Lepidoptera; Papilionidae
Source: the annotation of a GenBank genome assembly